AGGCGAUGUCGCUGAGUGACUUCUUCAAAUGGCCGUAUGCUCUACCCUACCCCGAGCGGUGCUGGAUGACUAAGAGGCGCCUCGGGCUUUUGCGUUCCAGCCAAUGCCAAGCUGCCAGUGCGGGCGGGUCGUGCUUUUUCGUCGACAACUUUUUUCCGCGCGACGGAUGAGUCGACGACGUCUGAAGAUGAUGACUGGAGAGGACAACCCCAUGGUGUCCUAUCCUUGUGUACGCCACACAAGCACUCCCUAGCCCUGCAUAGGCUGACAAUGGACAACUGAGAGACUCGAACUUCUCAUACCAGUCAGCCUUAAUACUUGCCCCGGCCUCGAACCGAGUACACAGUCGCGGCAGGCGAUAUUCUAGAUACUGGGCAGGACUUCUCGACAAUCAACAAGACUUGUUUACAAGGAAUCGCCUGCGCAAUGGCGUCGUCUCAGGUCUGUACCAUUCCGGGCGGCUCGGCCUAUUCCGAGUUUCGUCGCCAGGCCCUGGCAUCCCUCAUCGGCGCGACCGACGUGCAGGGACAGUACAUUCACUAUGUCGAACUGAACGCCCCUCUGGAUCCUGAGCAUCGUGCACUCCUGGAGAAGCUAUUGACGAACGAUCGACAUGUGGAAGACCCAGAAAAGGACAGUGCAUCGUCCAAAGUGCUACACGUUGUACCUAGGCCAGGGACGAUUUCUCCUUGGAGUUCCAAAGCAACGAGUAUUGCCCAUGUCUGUGGGCUUCGCAAAGUCGUUGGCAGGAUUGAGAGAGGUCUGAAAAUUACUGUAUCACUUGAAGCUGGCAAAUCAUUGGAAGAGGGUCGUGCUCUCGAUUUUCUCCAUGAUCGAAUGACUGAAACCAUCUCAGAGGAUGAACCAAACCUUGAUCUACUUUUCCUACACCACGAGCCGGGCCAGUUAGUCACCUAUGACCUCUACAACGAUGGUCAGUCUCCCAUCAAAAAACUCCAGGACCUGAAUACCCGACUGGGACUGGCGCUUGAUGAGUCGGAGAUUCAAUACCUUGCAGAGGCAUAUUCCAGGGACGGUCCGGUCCCGAGAAAUCCCACUGACGUCGAGCUGUUCAUGUUCGCGCAAGUCAAUUCGGAGCAUUGUCGACAUAAGAUCUUCAACGCCAGCUGGACAAUUGAUGGCCAGCGCAAGCCUAACACACUCUUUGGGAUGAUCCGUAAUACUCACAAGCGCAACCCAGAGGGGACUAUCAGCGCCUAUAGUGACAACGCAGCGGUACUGACUGGUAGUCAUGGCAGCCUCUGGGCCCCUGAUGACCUUAAUGGACAAUGGAAAACCACGAAAGAGCAAGUGGACUUCCUUAUCAAGGUCGAGACUCAUAACCAUCCCACUGCUGUGUCUCCCUUCCCGGGCGCUGCAACUGGCUCUGGUGGCGAAAUCAGAGACGAGGGAGCGACCGGCCGAGGCUCGAAACCGAAAGCUGGCUUGGCAGGAUUCUGUGUUUCUGACCUGCUGAUUCCUGGGCACCGUCAGCCGUGGGAACUUGACUAUGGCAAGCCUUACCAUAUUGCGAGCAGUCUCGACAUCAUGCUUGAAGCCCCAAUUGGCAGUGCGGCCUUCAAUAAUGAGUUCGGCCGACCAUGCACCGCCGGAUACUUUAGGACACUACUUGUCGAGAUGAAGACUGGUAAGGAAUCCAGCGAAAUCAGAGGCUAUCACAAGCCCAUCAUGAUCGCCGGCGGUGUUGGCACGGUGCGACCCCAACUUGCGCUGAAAGAUCCUGAGAUCGUUAAGGAUGGCGCAUUCUUGAUUGUCAUGGGGGGACCGGCCAUGCUCAUUGGGUUAGGCGGCGGCGCGGCCUCCAGUGUCAGCUCGGGAGAAGGGUCUGCGGAACUGGAUUUCGCAAGCGUCCAACGAGGAAAUCCUGAAAUGCAGAGAAGGGCACAAGAAGUCAUCAAUGCCUGUGCGGCAUUGGGCUCACAUAAUCCCAUCCUCUUCAUCCACGAUGUGGGAGCCGGCGGACUAUCAAAUGCCUUGCCGGAACUGGUCAAGGACGUCAAUCUCGGAGCAGAGUUCGAGCUUCGUGAUAUCGACUGUGCAGACAAAAGCAUGAGUCCACUACAGAUAUGGUGCUGUGAGGCUCAAGAAAGAUACGUCCUGGCUGUUGCUCAGGAAGGCAUGAACAAAUUCAGGUCCAUUGCCAACCGUGAGCGCUGCAAGAUCUCAGUGGUUGGAAGAGCCACAAGAAGGCAACAACUCAAGCUGACAGAUCGCGACCAUCCUGCGAAGGUGAAUGGCCAGCAAGAUCCGAUUGACCUUCCUAUGGAGGUGCUUUUCGGGAAGCCUCCCAAAAUGAGCCGAGACGUGACGUCCAGGAAAGUCGACCUGCCAGCGUUUGAUACAACGCUGAGCAUGUACGUUCCGCAGGCCUCUACCGCUGGCCUGCUCGAAGAAGCCAUCACCCGAGUGUUGCAGAUGCCAGCGGUUGGAUCGAAGUCUUUCUUGAUCACUAUCGGAGACAGGACCGUUGGUGGCUUAACCGCCAGAGACCAGAUGGUUGGCCCUUGGCAGGUCCCCGUCGCCGACGUCUCCGUCACGGCCACCUCGCUCACCACGGGAAUCAAGACUGGCGAGGCAAUGGCCAUGGGUGAGAGACCGACUAUCGCGUUAAUUUCUCCCACCGCAUCUGCUCGCAUGGCCGUGGCAGAGGCUUUGAUGAAUUUGACAGCUGCGGACCUGCCUGACCGUCUCCACCAAGUCAAGCUCUCCGCGAACUGGAUGUCGGCCGCAAGCCAUCCAGGCGAAGGUGCCGGCAUCUACGAAGCGGUAGAGGCUCUUGGGAUGGAUCUUUGCCCUGACCUUGGCAUCUCCAUCCCCGUGGGCAAAGACUCGAUGUCAAUGAAGAUGAAAUGGCAAGAUCCACAAUCGAAAGAAGCGAAAGAAGUUACGGCCCCUCUGUCUCUGGUGAUAUCGGCAUUCGCGCCGGUUCUUGACAUCAAGAAGACAUGGACACCACAGCUGCGCCGGUAUAGCGAAGUGGGCGAGUCCACACUAUUCUUCGUUGAUUUGGGUUUGGCACACCGCUCGCUCGGCGGAUCGAUCCUUGCCCAAUCCUUUAAGCAAAUUGGAGACGAAGCACCAGACGUCCGCUCGGUAAGACUAUUCAAAGACUUCUUCGACGCGACGCAGCAACUGCACGAGCAAGGGCUUGUGCUGGCAUACCACGACCGUUCCGACGGCGGCCUAUUCACAACACUAGCGGAAAUGGCAUUCGCAGGCAGAUGUGGAAUCGAGAUCAUGAUCAAUGACAUCUGCCCAACACCGAACACGCCAGACGUGAUCUCGGCGCUAUUCAAUGAAGAACUGGGUGCUGUAUUCCAAGUGCGGAAGGAAGAUGAGAACCGGUUCAAGGCGUGCUUCGCGACCUGCGGCCCUCCGCCAGGCUUGAUUCACAAGAUCGGGCGAGUCUCAACCAAAUCGAGUAGCCAGUCCAUGGCCAUCUAUCAUGGUGCCAAACUGAUCUAUCGUGCAUCCCGCGGCGAGCUGCAGCAGAAAUGGUCCAACACGUCAUACUGGCUUCAACGGAUGCGGGACAACCCAGCCUGUGCUGAUGCGGAAUACGCCGGCAUCCUCAACGACGCCGACCCGGGCAUCAGCUACAACCUGACCUUCAACCCCAAGGAGAACAUCAACACGUACAAGACGAGCUUGCUGUCUUAUGUUCGACCGACCGCGCGGCCGCGGGUGGCCGUCCUCCGCGACCAGGGAACCAACGGACAGGCCGAGAUGGCGUUCGCCUUUGAUGCUGCGGGCUUCACGGUGGUGGACGUGCACAUGUCGGACAUUCUGGACCCGAAGCCGCACCAGACGCAUCUUGGGGUGGACCACGACCUGUCGUCGUUUACAGGGCUCGCGUUGGCGGGCGGAUUCAGCUUUGGCGACUGCCUCGGCGCCGGCCAGGGGUGGGCGAAAUCGAUUCUGUUCCACCCGACAACGCGGCGCAAGUUCGCCGACUUUUUCGCCCGCAAGGACACCUUCACCCUGGGCGUCUGCAACGGAUGCCAGGUUCUGAGCAAACUGAAGGAGCUGAUUCCCGGCGCCGAGGCCUGGCCCAGCUUCGAGCGCAACGAGUCCGAGCAGUACGAGGGCCGUGUCGCCAUGGUCAAGAUCUCCGACCCGCCGCCCGAGUCCGAGUCCGGCAUGCCGCCCAGCGUCUUCUUCCACGGCAUGAGCGGCUCCAGCUUGCCCAUCGCCGUUGCACAUGGCGAGGGCCGAGCCUCUUUUGUCACCAGCACCCAAGGCAACAAAGCCCUCGACGCCUCGUUGGCUCAAGACUUUGCCGACCGCCAUCUCGCCCCGAUCCGCUUCGUCGACAACAAGUCCCUCGCCCCCACCACCACUUACCCGGCCAAUCCGAACGGAAGCCCCGCGGGUAUUGCUGGCGUGCGAAGCCACGAUGGCCGCGUCCUUGCCCUGAUGCCACAUCCCGAACGCACCGUUCUGCAAGGAGUUGGUAGCUAUAUUCCUGACGGCAAGGCCGCGGAAUGGGGCGAGUACGGGCCAUGGGAGCGCCUCUUCCAGAGCGCAAGACGUUGGGUGGGAUAGAAACGGACAAUUGUUUGGCACUUGCAUUGUACAAACUGGGAACCUUCUGCCCUCUUUAUUCUGCGCGACAGGAGACCCAGGCUGCAUAUAGAACGAAAACCGAUACCGCGAUGAGAGAUUAUAUCUGUUCAGCUAUUUGAGUAUUUUAUUCUUUUUAUUCUUGAGCUAUGUGACACCUCUUCUUUUCACCAUUAACUCGUGCACUAAACACGAAAAAAUGCAUCUAAUCACACAAUUUAGAAAAACUGAAAGAGAGCAUGAUCCGCAUGCAUCCUGGACUUGGACCUGAAGCCCACUCAGCGGACCAACACUCUCAUCUUUCCCCAUAUUUGUACAGUGUAUACGCAGCAUCUGGCCCGCCCGGGGUGGCGAGCGCUGCAGCAGUCAUGCCCCCUUCCUGGAUUUGGCCUCGGUCUUCGCAAACCGGUAUCGCGCACCGAGGUGGUUCUAUCGUCUCGCCGGCGUCUCCCCGUUCAUGCCUCGGGAAUUUCCCAGACCAACUUUGGAACUUGCUGCCCGUCAGUCCACUUUCCGUAGGGCGAAUGACGCGGGUUAAUGAGCGGAACAUUUCAUUGCUGAAACGAUCAUCCACUUCGACCGUCUAAGCCUUCCGCGAACGUGUAACCGGUCCGCCGUUCGAUCGUCCAGUGGCAAUUGCGGAGUCUGAGACUUUGUGCGGGUCUGGUAGGGGAGCGUCUUUCAUGGCAAUCAAUGCCUCCUUUCCAGUGUUUCUUCUAGGGCGGCCAGAAACAGUCUGUUUCCUAUACGUGGCGAAGUAGAAAGAGACGAAGAGGAGAAGGUAAGAGCUGAGGAUGCCAAUACCAGCAAAGGCGGCAAACUCUUCUCCGGCGCAGGUGCCCAUGUUUGGCGCCCAUGGGAAGUAGC
This is a messenger RNA of Exophiala dermatitidis NIH/UT8656, 5451 nucleotides long. Its product is annotated as phosphoribosylformylglycinamidine synthase. Bases 427 to 4566 code for a protein of 1379 amino acids. Lineage: Eukaryota; Fungi; Ascomycota; Eurotiomycetes; Chaetothyriales; Herpotrichiellaceae. The transcript has a single exon. Gene Ontology annotation, molecular function: phosphoribosylformylglycinamidine synthase activity. Gene Ontology annotation, biological process: 'de novo' IMP biosynthetic process. The record is from RefSeq and is a predicted model, not a curated record.